AUGGCCGCGCUGCACCAGUUCGAAUGGCGCCCCGCCAAGCUGCUGCAGGACUACAACGCGCCGCAGGACUUUGCCCUGCUCGUGCUCAACCAGCCGCUGCGGCUCGGGUCCAACCUGCGCAAGCUGUGGAAGAACUCUUCGAUGAGAGUGGCUGCCGACGGAGGAGCUAACCGCCUGCACACGCUGUCGUCGUUUCAUGGCAAGUUUUCCAACCUGCAACUCAUCAUCGGCGACCUCGACUCCCUCACCCCCACGGUCCGCGACUUCUACUCCUCCCAGCCCUCCCCCGCAACCAUCAUCCACGACCCGGACCAGGAAUCCACCGACUUCGGCAAGGCCAUCAACUGGAUCCGCAAGGAGAACUCGGAGGGCAUCGACAUUGUCGCCCUGGGCGGCAUCGGCGGCCGCGUCGACCAAGGCCUCAGCCAGCUACAUCACCUGUACCGCUUUCAGACCGACCCGGUGUACGCCCAGGGUCGCAUCUACCUGCUUUCCGGCUCCAGCCUGACCUUCCUACUCAAGGCCGGCGUGCACCACAUCCAGGUCCGCGAAGAUGGCGAGCAAGACGUCUUUGGAAAGCACGUUGGCAUCAUCCCGCUCAAGGAGCCCAGCAUCAUCUCCACGAGUGGUCUCGAGUGGGACGUCACCGACUGGCAGACUGAGAUUGGCGGCCAGCUCAGCACCAGCAACCACGUCUUGCCCGACACCCAGGUCGUGCAGAUCAAGACGGACAAGGAUGUACUUUUUACAAUAGCGCUCGGACAGGUUGACGGUGAGGAUCAUGAAUAA
This is a messenger RNA of Ilyonectria robusta, 789 nucleotides long. Its product is annotated as thiamine pyrophosphokinase. Gene Ontology annotation, molecular function: thiamine diphosphokinase activity; ATP binding; thiamine binding. Bases 1 to 789 code for a protein of 262 amino acids. Lineage: Eukaryota; Fungi; Ascomycota; Sordariomycetes; Hypocreales; Nectriaceae. The transcript has 3 exons. The record is from RefSeq and is a predicted model, not a curated record. Gene Ontology annotation, biological process: thiamine diphosphate biosynthetic process; thiamine metabolic process.